Molecule: messenger RNA, 345 nt
Organism: Meloidogyne enterolobii
Lineage: Eukaryota; Metazoa; Nematoda; Chromadorea; Rhabditida; Meloidogynidae
Source: the annotation of a GenBank genome assembly
AUGGAAGGAAAAGUAUUAGUUGUAAACUUGGACCCCCAAGGAUAUCAAGGUUCCCACUGGGUUUCAGUUUACGUACAAACGAGUGAACAAGUUGUCUACUUUGAUAGUUUAAAUUUACCCACAAGCAUAUGCAUUAUUGAUUCAUAUUUAAAAAAUUUUUCUGUUGUUGUUAGGAAUUUGAGAGCAUACCAGUCUCUCACUUCUGAUUGUUGUGCUCACCAUUGUAUUUCUUUUAUUUAUUUUCUUUCGAAAGGCUAUACUUUCACCCAAUAUCUUAAAAUGUUAGACAAGGUUAAUGACCCUGAUAUAUUUGUGCAAAACAUUGUAAAUAAAAUGAUUAAUUAG